AGUCUGAGAACUGCAUGUUGACGACCUGUAGAUUUCCACCAUAAUGUUGGGAGCAGUGAAAAUGGAAGGACACGAAACUCCCGACUGGAGUAGCUAUUAUACUGAUGCGCAAGAGGUCUACUCCCCCAUGACAAACAGUGGCAUGAAUGCUGGACUGAGCUCCAUGAACAGUAUGAACAGUUACAUGAGCAUGUCCUCCAGUGGGAAUAUGACCACUAGUUCUUUCAACAUGUCCUAUGCGAACCCUGCUCUCAGUGCUGGACUAAGCCCCGGCACGAUGGCGGGAAUGCAGUCCAGCGCAAGCGGUGCGAUGAACGGGAUGGGUGGUGGGGUGGCGUCUAUGGGCACUGCACUUAGCCCCACAAAUAUGAACGCGAUUUCAGCUCAGCACACCUCCAUGAACGCCCUGAACCCUUACUCAAGCAUCAGCCCCACUAUGAGCCCGAUGACAUAUGCCCAGAGCAACCUUAACAGGCCACGGGACAACAAGACUUUCAGGAGAAGCUAUCCGCACGCUAAGCCUCCGUACUCAUACAUAUCGCUCAUAACUAUGGCUAUUCAGCAGUCACCGAGCAAGAUGCUUACCCUUAGUGAGAUCUACCAAUGGAUAAUGGAUCUUUUCCCAUACUACCGUCAAAACCAACAAAGGUGGCAAAACUCCAUCAGACACUCGCUGUCCUUCAAUGACUGUUUUGUCAAAGUGUCUAGGUCACCGGAUAAGCCAGGAAAAGGCUCUUACUGGACCCUUCAUCCUGAUUCUGGAAAUAUGUUUGAGAAUGGCUGUUACCUCCGCAGGCAGAAACGCUUCAAGUGUGAGAAAAAGCUUUCGGGAAAUAAAGGGCCGGACGGAAGGAAGGAGCCGAGCGGGUCAGGCUCGCCAUCCAGCGACAACGGCAACACAAAGAACAGUCACAUGGACACCAGCUCGAUAGGCAGCGCCAACCAGUCAUCCAGCCCUCAAAGCCUGGAGCACAGAAGCAGCACCGCCAGCUCGGAGCUAAAGAACAGUGGCCCACAGCUGCACCCCGCAGCCAGCUCAGCCCCAGUCCUCUCCUCCAUCCCUUUGCCCCCACAUUCAAUGACCCAUGAGUCUCAGCUGCACCUAAAGGGAGACCCCCAUUACUCUUUCAACCAUCCGUUUUCCAUCAAUAAUUUAAUGUCCUCCUCGGAGCAGCAGCACAAACUGGACUUGAAAGCGUAUGAACAAGCGUUGCAAUAUUCAUCCUAUGGCUCAGGUAUGUCUUCCAGCUUGCCUCUAGGCAACGCCUCCAUGGCUGGCAGAGCGAGCAUGGAUCCCUCAGCAUUAGAGGCGUCUUACUACCAAGGUGUGUAUUCAAGGCCGGUUCUUAACACUUCUUAGUUUGUUCUUAUUAUUUACUGAACUCAACAAUUGCUGACAGAUAAACUUUAUUUUAUUUUUGCAUGCACCCGGUGCAUAAAGGACUGUUACUUUAAAGUAUAAUAAUGUGUAUGUGUAUAAUAAAAUAUUGUAAAGUGUUCCCCUGAAUGAUUGUAUAUCCAACCUAUAAAUCAUUGCUAGUGUAUUUAAAACGAUUUUGAGCUUGUAAAAUAAUGUUGUAAUCCCAAAACUUGUAGCCCCUAUUACGAUGUGUUCAUGUGUUACGAUGUGCACGAAUGAAGGUCAGUCACGGUCUUGUGGAACGCGUGAUACAAGUAAAAAGCAAAGCACCUGUCUGUUGCAGAUAUAUUUGGAUGUUGUCAUUUUACUCGUUAUUUUGGGUUUUGUUUACCUCGUCUGACGAAAAACCUUUCAAUCCCGACCUUGUAUUGAGAUAAGUUAAUCGA
Messenger RNA from Electrophorus electricus (electric eel), 1806 nucleotides. RefSeq names its product forkhead box A1 (gene foxa1). Lineage: Eukaryota; Metazoa; Chordata; Actinopteri; Gymnotiformes; Gymnotidae. Gene Ontology annotation, biological process: cell differentiation; regulation of transcription by RNA polymerase II; anatomical structure morphogenesis. The record is from RefSeq and is a predicted model, not a curated record. Gene Ontology annotation, molecular function: RNA polymerase II cis-regulatory region sequence-specific DNA binding; DNA-binding transcription factor activity, RNA polymerase II-specific; protein domain specific binding.